Molecule: messenger RNA, 2101 nt
Organism: Frieseomelitta varia
Lineage: Eukaryota; Metazoa; Arthropoda; Insecta; Hymenoptera; Apidae
Gene: MESR3
Exons: 2
Biological process (GO): regulation of transcription by RNA polymerase II
Cellular component (GO): nucleus
Molecular function (GO): RNA polymerase II cis-regulatory region sequence-specific DNA binding; DNA-binding transcription factor activity, RNA polymerase II-specific
Source: RefSeq, a predicted model, not a curated record
CGUGUCCGCUCAAUCUUUCAUUUCGUUUCAUUCCGUUCGGACAACAGGUGUUCGUUUGCGAGUCGCUGGCCAACCUGUAUCUGGGAAGCGCGUCGCAAACCGAGAGAUGGGAGCUUCGAUUCACCGGCAUCCCGGUGGUGGUGUUGGACCUUGGGGAAACACGGUCGAGAUCCAAGAGGCGGAUCCAGAUACUGUUGGCUGAGCGUGGCACAUGCUUUACUCUUUGGAGAGAGACCAUCGACAAUUUGUCGUCGUACAAGGUAUCGGGCCCGGCGUUCCACACGAUGUGUCUCUCGUCCGAUCACACGCGCCUCGCCGGCCUCAGCUUCGACAAUCCGAAAGCGGCGAACGACCUUUGGCAGCACAUCGAGAGACUCGUCUCCUGCCCGGAGAACAUCAGCCUCUCGAUACCGGGGAAGAAGAAGAAGAAGCCCGUGCAGAAGAAAGUAGUAUUGCCGACCAAGAGCAACAUCAGCCAGCCGUGUCAGUUUCAACACGUGACCAGCGUCGACGCCGCCGACCGGUCACGAUACUUCUCCCUUCAGACCAUGGUGCCGCCCCUCAACGAGCUAGAGAACUCCCUGGAAGCAAAUUUCUGAGACAACGAGAAGCCACGAACGGUCGUUUAGGCUUGGCUGCUCGUUCAUCUGUCCCGCCUACGUUCUACGAAUCUAUGUGUGCGCCCGAUAAGAUUCUACGCGCGCUUUAUUGUCACGUCGGCCAUCAUCUCCGAGCUUUCGAAGGAAAAUCUGCCAAAUCUUGUCGUCUUCCUACUGUCAUUUCGUUUCGAUGUGUGUGUGUGUAGUAAUCUUGAAAAAAAAAGAAGAAAAAAACGAAUGGAACGCGAAUUGUCCUUUUUCUUGUCCUCUUCGCGAUCAAAGAAGAGGGAGAGGAGAAAGGAUCGUUACGAAUUCUCGAUCGCUCGGAGGAAUUCUCGAAAAAUCGGGAGAAAGAGGAAAAAUCAAAAUGUAUAACCUGUUACUUCCGCUGUAAUUGUUCGAUUGGCAUUUAGAGAGCUCGUCGAUCGAUUUUGUCGAUCGCUGUCGUUGCACUUGACGUUUAAGAUUCAUUGUAGUUGGCACGAAUCGACGAAUGAAAGCCGUUGGAUGUAACGAAGUUGAGAAAUUCCGCCGUUUUACGCGGAAUUAUCCUAUUCAAUGUUGGAAGCAUUCCUGAAUUUCGAACGAAUUCGUAUAACGCUAUAUACAACGUUACGUUAUAAUGUGGAAUGCGCGACACGAAGUGCAGGCGUGCAGAGUGAAGAAGAAGAUGGAGAGUAUUUUUCAGACUGUGGGCCAUAUCGAUAUAAAAUCUAUGCCAACAAUCUUCUUACUUUGCCGGAGCUUUUUCGAAUCGAGGAAUUCUGUCCGAGUAACGGACUGCGAGCAAGACUGCUGUUCCAUCAUUCUGUCCUGUGUAUUUUAGAGGUGCGAGUUAAACGUAGGCAUGACGAUAAUAGCGUUAAAAUGUUGCUUUGUUAUUCGACGUUGAUCGUUAGUCUAACUGGCGCCCGGUGGUUCUCGAUACGGGGGAAAAAAUACGCGCGUGUAACUUCAGCUCUCUUACUGCUGGACAGAGUUUGCUUCUACGUCUAUUUUUUUGGUAGAACGUCGAACAGUCAUGAAAGAGGAAAGAAAGAUCAGAAAUUUGCGAAGAUGGCGUGAUUUUAAAUAACUGUUAAGUAACUUUCCCGCUCGUAAGGACACGUAGUAGCGUCGCCGUGUUGUCAUCGUUGUCAACGCGUAACCGUGUACGAAAUAUCAAAGGAAUAAUUAAUUCGUUCCCUCUCGAACGACAGUGUGUGUUAAAUGCAUUUACGCAGCAAGAUCGGUGAGAAGCAACUGUUAAACUGUGUUUGUUUGCUUAAAAUCGCCCGGAGAUCGUCCGGCGAUCGUUGGACACCUUGAUUGCCCGUGAAUAACCUUCGACACCGACUAACAGAAUUAAUUUCUUUGUCUACGACUGUGAUAUAUAAAUAUAUUUGUAUAGUUACAUUUCGUAAUGUGUAUCUCCAUUGGUUAAUCGUUUUGAUAUGUAAGUUUUACCACCAUCUUUUCGCAUGUAAUGAUUAUGGUAAUAAACAGUAUGUUUACGUAACAGA